This is a messenger RNA of Lotus japonicus, 1711 nucleotides long. RefSeq names its product 26S proteasome non-ATPase regulatory subunit 4 homolog. Gene Ontology annotation, molecular function: polyubiquitin modification-dependent protein binding. The coding region runs from base 150 to 1361 and encodes 403 amino acids. Gene Ontology annotation, cellular component: nucleus; proteasome regulatory particle, base subcomplex; cytosol. NCBI's taxonomy places the organism in Eukaryota, Viridiplantae, Streptophyta, Magnoliopsida, Fabales, Fabaceae. Gene Ontology annotation, biological process: proteasome-mediated ubiquitin-dependent protein catabolic process. The record is from RefSeq and is a predicted model, not a curated record. The transcript is spliced from 10 exons.
UCACAAACAGAAGAUUAAACCAAGAUUAUCAACUAAUCAAGUUAACCUGAACAAAACAAGGUUACUUCUUCAUCUUUCUCAUUCAUAUCAUAGACCCUAACAACACUAACAGGAGAAGCUUCUCUCGUUCUCUUCGUUUCGCUUCAACAAUGGUGCUCGAGGCGACAAUGAUCUGUAUUGACAAUUCUGAAUGGAUGCGUAACGGAGAUUACAAUCCCUCUCGAUUUCAAGCUCAAGCAGACGCUGUCAAUCUCAUUUGCGGUGCCAAAACACAGUCUAAUCCGGAAAAUACAGUGGGAGUUCUCACAAUGGCAGGGAAAGGUGUUCGUGUUUUGGUCACCCCUACCAGCGAUCUGGGCAAGAUCUUAGCCUGCAUGCAUGGACUAGAGAUUGGUGGUGAGAUGAACCUUGCUGCCGGCAUUCAAGUUGCGCAGUUGGCUCUUAAGCAUCGGCAAAAUAAAAAGCAGCAGCAACGGAUUGUUGUUUUUGCUGGAAGUCCUGUUAAGCAUGAAAAGAAAAUGCUGGAGAUGAUAGGGAGGAAGCUGAAAAAGAAUAGUGUAGCACUUGAUAUUAUUAAUUUUGGUGAAGAAGAUGAGGGGAAGACGGAGAAGCUGGAAGCUCUUCUUGCGGCUGUUAACAAUAAUGAUAGCAGCCACAUUGUUUCUGUUCCACCUGGUCCAAAUGCUCUUUCUGAUGUACUGAUAAGUACACCUAUAUUUACUGGUGAUGGGGAAGGUGGAAGUGGUUUUGCCGCUGCUGCUGCCGCAGCUGCAGCUGGUGGUGUAUCUGGAUAUGAGUUUGGUGUUGAUCCAAACUUGGAUCCUGAAUUGGCUCUUGCUCUAAGAGUUUCAAUGGAAGAGGAGAGGGCCAGGCAGGAAGCAGCAGCCAAGAAGGCUGCAGAGGAGGCGGCCAACCAAGAGAAAGGAGGUGAAACCAGCUCCCAAGAUGCAACAAUGACUGAACGUGCCAGUGCAGCCACUUCUGAAGCUGAGAAUAAAACAAUUGAUUUAAUGGAUGAUGAGAAUGCCCUACUCCAGCAGGCACUUGCAAUGUCAAUGGAUGACCCUGUGAGUAGCCAUGAUGUAAAAGAUACGGAUAUGUCAGAAGCACCUGCAGAUGACCCUGAUUUGGCACUAGCUCUCCAAUUGUCAGUAGCAGAUGGCACAAAGGAUUCAGGAAGCCAGUCGUCAGACAUGAGUAAAUUGUUGGCAGAUCAAUCUUUUGUAUCUUCUAUCCUUGCAUCGCUUCCAGGGGUUGACCCAAAUGACCCUUCUGUCAAAGAUUUACUGGCCUCCAUGCAAAAUCAAUCUGAGCCUGAGAAGAAGAAUGACGACAAGCCAUCAGAUGAGGAGAAGAAAUAAUCUCUUAGAGCCACUAUGCCCUGUCUGGUGUUUAUUUUGUUUCUUUUGAGAGACAUGCUGGUAGCAUUUCAGUUGGCCCUUCUAAUCAUUGAGUCAUAUCGUUUAUUCAAAGGUGCUCUCGAUUGGCAUGUCCUUACGGUAUUGUAGGUAGGUAAUCAAGAUGAUGCUUGUCAUGACGGGGCUUUAAAGGACUUGGAUUUAUGUUGCAGGAAGAUCCAACUAUUUAGAGUAUUUCAAUGUCAUCAUGAUGUGUAUGAUAAUCUGUUUAAAAACAAUUUCUCGCCUUGUUUUAAUUUUAUCUGAUAGAUAGAUGCUUGAUUAAUUUGAUAAAUUGUUUUUCAGGUCGUCAA